AUGCUUGAUGAUCUGCGCGGUGUCGAAAUACUCGGACGAGCGAUUCCACAAUGCGAAGACAAUGGAAUGGCUUACAGACGACGGCAAUGCCUCGCUGGAACCGAUGUUUGCUGGUGUGUCACGUCUUUAGGUAGAAGACUCUCGAGCAAAGAGUAUAGAAAUGACAAAGAGUGUGAAACAGUGAGACGAAAACAAGAGAAUCAAGCAUUGAAAGCAGCUGCCAUAUUAAGGGACGUGUCGAGGAGUGAAAAGGGUUGUACAAUCAGUUAUGCGGGAAUUUGUCCAAAACACCCUACUAACCAAAAGCUAACAAUAUUCCCGUGCAGUUGUGACACUGAAUGCCCAAUCGGCAGAAAAUGUUGUCCAACGGGAACCACCCACGCUUGCCUUCCCGUACUAACAUUCACACAGCCUCCCAAAUCUAAUCAGCUAAGUCCAACAAUGUCUCUUGUGUGCGGAGCAAAUGAGCAGUUUUCGGCGUGUUACUCUCCAUGUCAACCAUCAUGCCAAGAUCCGACAACUCCAGCGUGUCCAGCGCCUGAUUGCCAAGCAGGAUGUAUCUGCCUACCCGGUUAUAUUCGAAGGGACGGAUCCCCUAGAAGUGCAUGUGUUCCGAGAGCAUUGUGUCAAGCAUAUGAUCUCACCAUCAGAUGUGCGGAUGACAGAAGGCAGUACCAGACAUGUGGAAGUGCAUGCCCAGUAAGCUGUGAGAAUAGGAAUCAACCAAGAUGCAGCGAGCGGUGUGUAACGGGAUGCUUCUGCAAAAUACCGUAUAUCUUGGAAAAUGGCGAAGACCCGCUGCAUUCAAGAUGUAUUUUGCCAUCCGAUUGUCCUCCUUCACCAACGCCACCAUCAGAAAUCGGUCAGCAAUUCCUUUUGAGAAACCCACAUUUGGCAACGAAUUUCCCACAAUACGCAACAACUCCCCGUCCUCCAUUUUUGACGACAACUCAAAAAACGAUAAUCGAGGAGAAAACGGCUUUGACUCCGACUUUAAUUCCCAACAACGAACAUUGUCCGGAUCCAUUGAAGAACUUCCUCAGCUGCGGAAGCAAAUGUCCGGCGUCUUGUGAUCGCCCGCUGUCUCAAUCUGCCUCUCUAGAUUGUGCUUUAUCCUGUGUUCAGGGCUGCUUCUGUAGAUUGCCUUACGUUCUUCUCAAUUCAUCAGAUCCAAACUCGUCCUGCAUUCUUCCACAGCUUUGUCCUAAAAAGUCGAUUCCACCGAGUACAGCGUUGCCUUCGUCUGAAAAGUCGUGUCAAGAUCCACGUAAGGAAUGGUCCGAAUGUGGCGCUCAGCAAUGUGCUCGUUCGUGCUCGAAUCCUAUCGGACGAUGCUCAUCCGGAGAAUGCUCUGCUGGUUGUGUUUGUCGAGAACCCUACGUCAUUCUCCAUCCAAACGAUCCGACAUCGCGUUGUGUUCUUCCAUCAGAAUGUGAGAAGAGCUGCGAAGAUCCGGCGAAAGAGUUUGUCAGCUGUGGAUCAUCGUGUCCGAUGGGCUGCGAUAAUCGCCAUCCAAAACACUGUGCUCCAUGCCAAACUGGGUGCUUCUGUAGGAAUGGAUUGGUGUUCGAGAAUUCGUCAACAUGGCACACCUCAAAAUGCGUUAGAUUAGAAGAUUGCCCGUCAGAACCCGAAAGUGAAAUCAUUUCGACGUCAACAUCGACUUCUACUACAACAACUACGACCUUGUCGGCGAACUCAGAAAACGAGCAAAAGUUUGAAGCAGCAAUUUCGAAAUUCCGGCCGGAUUCAUCCGACAACGACCUCCUUCAAUCUCAAUGCCCUGCGACUACGUUCGAUGUCGGCGGUCGAGGAUGCAAUUCUGAUAUCGACUGCCCGGUAGAACAAAGAUGCUGCCGACCUCUCAUAGUUUCUCUCGGAGUUAAUCCCCAGCGAUGCGUUUGCCCGGAUAAAAAUGCGGUUUGGUCAUCGUGCGGCACAUUAUGCCCGGAAUAUUGCGGCCAACCAGCGGUACCAGUUUGCUCUUCGACAUGCAGCCCAGGGUGUCAUUGUGCUCCGGGAUUCAUCAAAUCCCGCAACGACGUCGCUGCUCCUUGUGUUCCACGAGAAACAUGCUCAACGAUUGUCGCAAGCCGACUGGCAUCGAUUUCCGCCAGCGAAGACGAGCCUAAUUUCAUGCGAAUGGCGACGAUUCGUGAGAUCACUUCCCAACAACCGUAUAAUAGCGAUGUGAUCGCGGUUGCUAUUCUACUAUCACGAGAUGGCACGCCUAUUGGACGAUUCACGUUCACACAACUCACGCUGACAACCUUGAAAGUGCACGGAGAAGCGUUUGGCCUUCCACCUGGCAAACAUGCGGUCGUCAUUCAUCAAUUCGGAGACGCUUCUGAAGGAUGUUCAAGGGUUGGAGCACCUUUCACGAGAUCAUUGGACCGAACUCCUUCCCUAGGCGAUAUUUCAGAAUCCGGAAAGUUCGAUCACGUUGUUGAUUGGCCGGUAGCGGACGUUGUGGGCCGGGCCCUUGUGAUUUAUCCAUUCUCGACAGCUGAAUGGGGAAUCAAAACGCAUUUAUCUCAAGGUUAUGUAGCGUGUGGAACGAUUGGAAUUGCAAAACGAAAACAUUAA
This is a messenger RNA of Caenorhabditis bovis, 2586 nucleotides long. Lineage: Eukaryota; Metazoa; Nematoda; Chromadorea; Rhabditida; Rhabditidae. The record is from the annotation of a GenBank genome assembly.